Messenger RNA from Pomacea canaliculata, 3930 nucleotides. Its product is annotated as ribosomal protein S6 kinase beta-2-like. The record is from RefSeq and is a predicted model, not a curated record. Lineage: Eukaryota; Metazoa; Mollusca; Gastropoda; Architaenioglossa; Ampullariidae. Gene Ontology annotation, biological process: protein phosphorylation. Gene Ontology annotation, molecular function: protein serine/threonine kinase activity; ATP binding. Bases 176 to 1870 code for a protein of 564 amino acids. The transcript is spliced from 18 exons.
GUCAAACCAGCCGGAAAUACGCGGUCACAUGAUACAACGUCACACGGAAUCCCUCGAUUGCAUGAGCGACCGAAACCUGUGGCAGGUAGUGGUACAAUGUGCCGUCGGAUCCACGCUGUCCGUUUUUAAAGAUUUGAGAGGUAUGAGAGAUUGAGGUACUACCCACACCUGAACGAUGGCGGGCUCGUUCGAUUUAAUAUUUCAGGAAUCAAGCUGUGAACUUUCUGACGAUGAGUUCCACGUUACCGAGGAACAUCAGGCCACAGGUGAUGAAGAUCGCACAGACCCUGCAGAAAUGGAAACAGUUGAAAUCACUGAACAGACUGUUAAUCCAUCACAGGAAAAGAUAAAGCCAAAAGACUUUGAGCUCUUAAAAAUGCUUGGGCGAGGUGGUUACGGCAAAGUCAUACAAGUACGAAAAUUAACAGGCCAGGAUAGUGGCAAAAUUUUUGCAAUGAAAGUUCUUAAAAAGGCGACUAUUGCUAGAAGCGCCAAGGAUGCUGCACAUACUAGAGCUGAGAGAAACAUUCUUGAGGCAGUCAAGCACCCUUUCAUUGUGGAGCUGAAGUAUGCAUUCCAGACAGAUGGCAAACUGUACUUGAUCCUGGAAUACUUGCCUGGAGGGGAGCUGUUCACACGACUAGAAACUGAGGGAAUGCUGAUGGAGGACGAUGCCUGUUUUUACAUAGCUGAGAUUGUUCUUGCCAUAGAACAUCUUCAUGCCCAAGGAAUCAUCUACAGAGAUCUCAAACCAGAAAAUGUUCUUCUGGAUAAAGCAGGUCACAUAAAACUGACAGACUUUGGUCUGUGCAAAGAGGCCAUAGGAGAAGGUUCCUUAACUCAUACUUUCUGUGGCACUAUUGAAUACAUGGCUCCAGAAAUUUUGACACGAUGUGGACAUGGAAAAGCAGUUGACUGGUGGAGUCUUGGUGCCCUCAUGUAUGAUAUGCAGACAGGAUCUCCUCCAUUUACUGCAGAAAACAGAAAGAAAACCAUAGAAAAAAUUUUAAAAGGAAGGCUAAUUUUACCUCAGUACUUGUCUGCUGAAGCCAAAAGUUUAAUCAGACAGUUGUUGAAAAAGAAUCCAUGUGAACGGCUUGGAGGCAGUCACACAGACAGUGAGUCCAUUAAGGCACAUCCUUUUUUCCGGCACAUGAAAUGGGAUGAUCUGGAGAUGAGGCUACUAGAGCCACCUUACAGACCAAAUGUGACUAGUGAAGAGGACACUAGUCAGUUUGAUGUCAAGUUCACCAGGCAGACGCCAGUUGAUUCUCCUGUUGAUACAUUCCUGAGUACUAGCUUGAACAAUGUCUUUCAGGGUUUUACCUAUGUUGCUCCUUCUAUCUUUGGCGAUAUGAAGGCUCAUAACUGGCUAGAACCCCACUCUCCACGCAAACAACGGAUGCACUUCCAGUCAGGCAGCCAUGUGAUGGAAGGUCUGUCCUCUGAAUUUCCUACAUCAUCUGGCAUACACCUUAAUGGUCAUACCAGUGAAAUUGAAGAGAUGGAUGUCAACACCUUAGGGUACCUGCCAGACAUCCUACACUCUCCUUCAGCCCCCAACCCUUCUGCUCCUGUUUGUUGUAACGGCAUUGUGAACCUGACUCAGUGCAAUCUGCCAGAACUGACAUCUGCAGACUUGAAGACUCCUGGUUUGAACUCAGCUCCCCUGGAGAUCAAAACCGAUGUUGGAGAUAUGUUUGCACAGAGCCUCAAGACAUCCAGCCCUAUAGACAUUCCACAGCGGAAGCAGAAAGCCCCAGCAGGCCCAAAAAUGUACAUGAGAGAGUCUUUUGAAGAGAUAUGCUUGAGCCCCAAGCCAUCUGGUGCCAUAGCAAUACCACCACAGAGAGCUACUCCAUGCUGCUGACAAAGUGAGAAAUCAAGAUCUGUCACAUGCAGAACAUCUAGUCAGCAACUUGGGCAUCCACCCUUAAGUAUUCUCAAUUAUUAAUUUAUUUGUACUUAUUUAUUUAUGUUUCAUUGCUGUUGGUUUGUUAUCAUGUGAUACUUCAUAACUUGUGUUUUCUUUCCUUUUGACCACAUCUUAAAUUAACAGAAAUCCUGAUUGAAGUCCUAUGUAUAGAUGGAGCAUUUUCUCUGAUACACGUGUUUGAUCCAUCCUGGCAAAGGGAGGGAAAUAUCUUUCAAGGUUACAUUGCUGCCUAAAUGAAAUUUGCUGACUUGUGUCUUGUCUGAUUCCCUUCUUUUUCAUCAGCAUUAUCAUCAUCAUUAUUGCAUAUUACAGUUCUGUUAACAGACCAACUGUUUUCAAAAUACUGACCAGUAAUUCAUUUUCUCAGGAAGGGAACUUUGGUGAAUCUGGUCGAUUGUUUGCUGUUGUGAGUGCAUUAAGUUGAACAGAUAAAAGGCAGGAGACUAAUUAUUUUAAAUAUAUAUUUAUUUAUAUAUAUAAAUAUACACAUGUAUAUUUAUUUGAUCAGUUUUUAACAACAACACCUCACUCUGAGUUUGCCUUGCUGUUUAUGCAUUUACAGCAGUGGUUUUUAACAAGUUUCUUUAAUGUAGUUUUGAUCUGUAGUAUAGCUCUUAUCUCCAUUUGUAGUGCCAUCUUUUUUUUUUUUUCUUUUUUCACUUUCUUGGUUACUAUGGAAGCAAAUAUAUAUGUGCUUUAAUUCUGAUAGAAAUCCGAUGAAUUCCUACUGUUGUGCCUUUUCUUAUUCGAUCUGAUCCCUUGCCCUUUCUCGCUCGGCACACACUUUCUGUUGCUGUCUAGAAAUGGCCAGUACUUUAAAUACAUAUGCAAAUGUUUUAGUAUGGAGUUUAUUCCUACUUAUAUAGGCUGGUGUGGAUGUCUGUGAUGGGGCUUUGAGUUGGUGAAAUGAAUGUUUCCUUUGUCUAGACCAUAUUAUACCUGGAGUCACAAACUUAAGUUGCUGCUUAUAUAACCAAGUUGCAUAGGAAGGAGUCCAGACUUGAUCUUCCUCAUGUAUUGAUAUGUUGCUUCUUUAUAUAAUGCAAUGUUGGAGUUCUGUGAACUGCUUCAUGCUCUUAGGAUGACUAGGGCUUUUCUUUUGAUGAGUUGUGUAUGCUUUUUUGGUGUAAAGAAUUUGAUAUGGUGUAUGACAGAAUGAUGACUAAAAUGCAAUGCAUCAAGUGGUUGUCAUCCUUGAGUAAUAACCUGCAUGCUUGUGAGAGUGGCGUGAAGUGUGGCAUAGCAAUUAUAAUGCAGGCAUGGAUAUGGCUACUCCCUUUCCCUGCAGAAACUUGUCCUCCAGAUGAAUGAGCAUGGAAAGUUAUAACUCUGUUUGUUUUCCUUGUACAUAAUAUUCUUAGCUUUUAUUUCAUAUAGCCUGUAUUAGUUAGAUGUAUAUGAAUAAUGCUUCAAAUUGUACACUUUUGGGGGACCAGUAAAGAUCUGAUUGUAUUGUACAUAAAUGUUGUGCAUUGCAAAUUAUUAUAAGUUGCCAAAUUACUGCCUUCCACAAAAAGGAGAAAAGGACUUCAGGAGAGGAAAAUUUUGCAUUGCAUGCAUCAAUUAAAAAUAAGUAGUUCCUGUGCUAAGAAGACUUUGUGAUUUCCCACAAAAUGUUUGCAUAUCAGACAUGAAUUUUGACCUUUUGAAGCCUUUAAAUCCCUCUGUCAGCAGAUAUUUGCAAUACUGUACAUUAUUGUGUAUUGCAUAAUGUGUGAAAUAGUUUCAGCCAUGUGUUGAAAGAGGCAAUAUUGAAACAUCAAUAUUACUGCUGCUUUUCCAGAUGUCAAGUUUCAAGGGCUCAUUUUUGAAUUGUGUAAUCAGUUUUGAAGUCUAUUUUAUCUUAAAGCAUCAUAGUCCAUGUUUAGUCAAAUAUAUUAACGAUGCGUUGUCUCAGAUUGCCUGUCGAGUGUCUUCAAGUUUUAAAGAGAGUAAGGAUUUUGUUUGACAUGCUGUUUGUGAAGACAUACAUUAAAUUUCAAAAUAGAAGAAUA